AUGGAGCUCGUCAGCUCUCCCUUAACGGCAAUGUACACCCAUCCAAGAUCAACACCCUCCAAGUUUCUGCCUGCCAUCAGCACCAUGGCUUCGAGCUAUAAGAACCGUUUUCCUUACUACCCCUUGCCUGAGAGCUUCAGCCUCCCCUGGAUGCCCAAUACUUACUAUAAAACAGCUGCCAUCAACCCAACUUUGCGUCCCCUUUCCACGCAGUCCCAGGGAUUAACCUCAAGCAAGACGGUUCCUUUGGUUCCCAACAGAACAACCCUCUUCACCUGGUACACCACUGACGACUGGAACAGGUCCAACCUGACCAACUGCAAAGAGUUGGAGAGCUCCCGGCGCAACGCCGAGUGUCUGAGAACCGACAACUGCCACAUGAUUCAGGAUACCUAUCAGCAGGGAAGGAAAAUCCAAGCACAAAGCACCAAAGACCUGGGAAAACGUGUUAAUGACAUUGAGUUUUGGAAAGCGGAACUCUGCCAUGAGCUGGAUGCAAUGAUUGGGGAGACCAAUGCACUCACAGAUGUGAAGAAACGACUGGAGAGAACCUUGGCUGAGACGGAGGCCCCUCUCCAGGUUGCGCAGGAGUGCUUGCUUCACCGGGAGAAGAGGAUGGGCAUUGACCUGGUCCAUGAUGACGUGGAGAAACAGCUCUUCACUGAAAUGGAUGUCAUCAGGUCCUGCCAGGAGAGGAUGCAGUCACACCUGGAGAAGGCGAAAGCCCAGCUAGUGUCCAGCAGGGCAGCCCAGCACGAGCUAGAGAAGGACCUAGCUGAUGAGCAGAUGGCCCACCGCAUUGAUGACAAGUGCCACCACCUGAGGAACACCUCCGAUGGCAUCAGCUACUACCGAGGGGUGGAGCGGGUCGACGCCACUAUCACAGUUUGCCAGUCAUGGGCCAAGUUCACAGAUGGCAACAUCCUUUCCUCCCAGAGUGAACGGGCGGCCUCGGCCAAGGAGCAGAACAACAUCGAAAACCUGCUGGUGGUGACAGCCAACGAGAUGUGGCACCAGUUCAACAAGGUCAACGUCGCCUUCAUCAACCGCAUCGCCGAGGCAGAUGACACCAAGAACAAGAUCCAGACCCACCUGGCCAAGACACUGCAGGAAAUCUUCCAGAUCGAGAUGAACAUAGCAGCCAUCCAAAAUGCCAUUAGGGACAAAGAGGUUCUGUUAAGGGCUCAGACCCGGCUGGAUGAGCGCACGCGGAGACCAAACAUGGAGCUGUGCCGGGACACUGUCCAGCUCCACCUUGUCAAUGAGGUCCACCAAAUCCAGGAGAUGCUCCAGAGCCUGUAUGAGCGGCUGAGGGAUGCCAAGGACACCCUGCAAACGCUGGUUGGUGCCAAGGCGGUCCUGGAGCACGACCUGGCGGUCAAAGCCAACUCGCUCUUCAUCGACCAGGAGAAGUGCAUGGGGAUGCGCAAGAACUUCCCCAGCACCGUGCGCCUGUUGGGCUACGUUUAGGCUGGGCUCAGCUCAGCUCAGG
This is a messenger RNA of Mesitornis unicolor (brown roatelo), 1492 nucleotides long. It is a transcript of the gene TEKT3, whose product is annotated as tektin 3. The record is from RefSeq and is a predicted model, not a curated record. Gene Ontology annotation, cellular component: nucleus; sperm flagellum; microtubule cytoskeleton. Gene Ontology annotation, biological process: cilium assembly; cilium movement involved in cell motility. Lineage: Eukaryota; Metazoa; Chordata; Aves; Mesitornithiformes; Mesitornithidae.